AUGCGGCGCCAUCCAAAUCCUACCUUGUGCCCUGUACGUGGAAUUGAACUAUACGUGUCCAUUGCUGGUGAACUCUCCGUUGAUCUGUCGGCAGGAUAUUUAUUCCGUCCAACCGACCCUCAAGGUCAUGUUCUCAACCGACUGCUAUUUAGUUCUGCCGCAACCGCGCACCUUAAGUUAUAUCUCCGGCAGGCCAACAUUGACUCAGGAGAAACUCUUCACAGCUUUAGAUCUGGCUGCGCUCUUAUGCUCACUUUUGUGGGAUCGCGCCUUGCCGAUGUUAUGUCCCAUGUUGGCUGGUCCUCUCCAGCGACUGCACGCUACUACUUACAGCUUGCUAAUAUCCUAAAGGCAGGUGCACCAGCGGAUCUCCUUUCGCAGAAUAUGUCAUCAAACAAUCAAGCUGCUGACAUUUACAGGGAUUUUAAUCAUUUAAAGAAUUUUAUCCAGGCAUUUCCUUCUACCAAACUUUUGAAGAGAAAAGCCCCCGAUUCUUAG
Messenger RNA from Paramuricea clavata, 498 nucleotides. The record is from the annotation of a GenBank genome assembly. Lineage: Eukaryota; Metazoa; Cnidaria; Anthozoa; Malacalcyonacea; Plexauridae.